Ctenopharyngodon idella (grass carp) is the source of this 3453-nucleotide messenger RNA. RefSeq names its product major facilitator superfamily domain containing 1 (gene mfsd1). The transcript has 16 exons. Gene Ontology annotation, biological process: transmembrane transport. The coding region runs from base 145 to 1521 and encodes 458 amino acids. The record is from RefSeq and is a predicted model, not a curated record. NCBI's taxonomy places the organism in Eukaryota, Metazoa, Chordata, Actinopteri, Cypriniformes, Xenocyprididae. Gene Ontology annotation, molecular function: transmembrane transporter activity. Gene Ontology annotation, cellular component: lysosome.
UAUAAACGCGUUUAAUUGUCAGAAAAGCACAGAUAACAUUGACAAACACAAGAAAAAUGAUAUACCAUACGUUCAGGAAAUGCGAAAGUUGUGAUCACGUGACCCGCAGCAGCAGCAGCUGUCACAUGACUAUUCGCUGUAAACAUGGCAGACAGAGAGGAGUACCAGAGUCUCGUAGAUGAUGAUGAUGAAGAUAAUGAUGAUGUGUCCCGGCACAUGAGCCCGCUGUGUGACCCGAGACACCUGCUGCACCGGAUCGUGGUCCUGGUCUUCAUGUGCUUCUUGGGCUUCGGUAGUUAUUUCUGUUAUGACAAUCCAGCGGCUCUUCAGACUCAAGUCAUACAGGACAUGAGUCUGAACACGGCCUCGUUCAUGCAGCUGUACGCCUGGUAUUCAUGGCCCAAUGUCGUCCUGUGCUUCCUGGGCGGAUUUCUGUUGGACCGAGUCUUCGGCAUCAGGCUGGGGACUAUAAUCUUUGCACUGUUUGUGUUAUUAGGGCAGAUCAUAUUCGCGGCCGGUGCUCUGGCCAAUCACUUCUGGCUGAUGAACUUGGGCCGGUUUGUGUUCGGCAUCGGUGGAGAGUCUCUGGCUGUGGCUCAGAACACGUAUGCGGUCAACUGGUUUAAAGGCAAAGAGCUCAACCUCGUGUUCGGCCUGCAGCUCAGCAUGGCCAGACUGGGCAGCACGGUCAACAUGAACGUCAUCGGUUGGGUGUACGGCCGCAUUCAGUCUAUGACAGGCUCAGCGGGACACACCACUCUCGGGAUCACACUCAUGAUCGCGGCGUCCACGUGUCUGUUCUCGCUCAUAUGUGCUCUUGUUCUGGGCUUCCUGGACAGACGGGCAGAGAAGAUACUCAACAAGGAGCAAGGCAAAACCGGGGAAGUCAUCAAGCUGACAGACGUCAAGGACUUUCCCUUCUCUCUCUGGCUCAUCUUCAUCGUCUGUGUGGCGUAUUAUGUGGCCAUCUUCCCGUUUAUUGGACUGGGCCAAGUUUUCUUCAUCGAGAAGUUCAGCUUCACUACUGUCCAGGCCAGAGCCAUCAACAGUAUCGUGUACAUCAUCUCGGCUCCUGCGUCUCCUCUGCUGGGGUUUCUGGUUGAUAGGACGGGCCGAAACGUCCUGUGGGUUAUGCUGGCCGUGGUCACCACGCUCCUCUCGCACAUGAUGCUGGCCUUCACCUUCUGGAACCCCUGGAUCGCCAUGUGUCUCUUAGGUUUGUCGUACUCUCUGCUGGCCUGUGCUCUCUGGCCCAUGGUGGCGUUUGUGGUUCCGGAGCAUCAGCUGGGCACCGCAUAUGGAUUCAUGCAGUCCAUUCAGAACUUGGGUCUUGCCGUCAUGUCAAUGGCUGCAGGAAGCAUCUUGGACAUCAAAGGUUACCUCUUCCUCGAGGUCUUCUUCAUCGCCUGCCUGUGUUUGGCUCUGCUCGCCGUGGUGUUGCUGUAUCUGUACGAUUAUCACAAAGAGGGAGAGCUGAACCUGUCAGCUUCAACACGCACCAGACGAGCCAAAUCUGAGUGAAGGCUCUUCUGCACUGCGUCUGAGCGCCGAUCGUCCGGUCGGCGUCCUUCACCUCGGGCCUUUCUGCACUAACCACAUUCCUCUGACACGUCACACCAGACCACCCACAAUCAUUUAAAUGAGCACUGAACAGCCCAGAUGAGUCUGAACCGAAGGACAGACAACAUCCGCACAUCUAGAAAUGAUUUUAAAUGAUCUUGUGACAUUAUUCUCAUCAGUUUUAAACCCCAAAUUCUCAUUACUGUAAUGCGAAAAAAAAAAAAAAAAAAACAUUUAUUAUAUACAAUUUUAAUUAUACUUCAUGAUUUUACCAUGUAAUACCUAUAAUUAAAUUCAUUAUGAUUUUUUAAAUAAAGAAAUUGUGCCAGGGUAGGAUUAUUUUAAUCGCUGUAUUAUUGUAGUAAUGGGUUAAAUGUGUUUAAUUGCCAUGAAAAUAAUGUCACAAGGUCCUAAAAUAUUCUCGAUGUAUUCUUUCCCGUUUUCUUUCUUUUUUUAUUUUGGGAUGAAAUAUGACGCACAUUUAUUCACGGAUGAAUGUCUCAGGGAAGCAUCUUGAACAUUAUAAACGUUAAAGAGCUUUUUGUGUCUAGAAGCCCACUCCAGCCUUAGAGACGAGAAAAAUAUUCAGGGUCCGUUCACACGUGACCAUUGACCAGUUCUCGUUGGUUCUUGACCUGAGUUAAAACCCCUUUAGUACUUAAAAAGAAACACUUCGACAUCUUAAAACACUGACAGCACUUUUAUCAGGCACAAGAGCAGUGUUUAUGCGUGGUCUGUUUAAAGUGAAGCGCUGGUGUAUAGUCUAUGGUGGACACACAUUCGUAGCUCUCGACUGGUGAGUGUUCCUGACCUGUCCUUCACUGGACACAUCUCACUCAAUCCUGCUCGACAGAUGCAGUGUAGCUGGACUCAGACUGUAAGUGGUUCCUGUCUUAACUUGGCUUAUUUGUGUUGUUGUUUCAGUUUUAAUCGUUUCAAUUGUUCUGGUUUGUUUUGCACAGUCAUGUGGGUUUUACUUGAAUGAUUUUAUUCUAAAAAAACUUACAUGUCAGGGUCAACGUAAAGCUGACUAUUUACCACCUGUUUUUCAAGAUAUACUGUUUUACUCAUAAAUAUUUCAAAUGGCAUGUCAUGUUGAUUUUAAAGCAUUUUUCUUGAAGAUUUGUCUUUGAAGAUUUCUUUUGUACUUUAGUUCAGUCAUGAAACUCUAGAUGGCGCAGGCUGAUCGGUCUUUUACAUGCAUUCUGUAAGCAAUCACAUCAUUACCUCAUGGCACAAGCUGAUUGGCCUCUGCAGACCCUGCAGCCAAUGAGAUUGCUUGCUCAACAUUUAAAUAGUGUCUGCUGUCAGCUGGUCCUCUGAACCCCUCCACCUCCCCAGCUCCACCUGCCUAGAUCUCAUACAGUAUUGAUGCGUGUCUGUUUAUACAGCAGAUCUUACAUGAUCACAGCAGCGUGACCAAAUGCAUUAACAUUGUCAUACCAUAUUUACCGUAUAUAUGCAUAAUUACAUUUUGAAAGUGUUACAUUUUGCUCUAAAAUAUAGUGGAAUAUGAACAAUAGCAAACAGGCUAACAUUUUUGACCUUAUGUUUUCUAUCAGUAGAAUUUAGGGUUAAAUAUGACCCGCCAUGUCGUUGACAGCGUCAUGACAUUCAUACAUGUAUUUGCCUAUAUAUUCUGUACUAUAAUUAUGGCUUCAUCUCUAAGUAAUUUCAUUGUUCAGCUUGUAAUGCUGUAUUUGAAAUACUAUUUGAUAUGAAUUUUUAUGAGCGAAUGAACAGAUUUUUUCAGUUGAAGCAUCUGAACAGGCGCAGCUCUUUCAGGUGUUUGAUUGGCACCGCUGCAGUGCAGCACCAAGACCAUUGAUUGGUCUUCACUCUCAGUCUGUCACUGACACUCUUGUAAUAAUAAUAAAAAAAAAUGAGAUCUAC